ACCAUGACAGGGCCUGGUAUGAUCCUAGAUUCAUGUGGUGAGAACACUUACUGAAUCCAUUCCCAGUACCAGAUGAUAUGAAGGCUCGGCUCAAGGCCUCCUACGACGCCAUUGCAGACAAAUACAACGCCCAUUUCACAAGUUCUGAUGAUCCGGUCAGACUCAAAUAUCUUCAAGUUCUGCUAUCGCAACUGCAGACCGACGAUCAGCAGAGAGCCACUGUCCUAGAGCUGGGCUGCGGCGCAGGCGUUCCAGCCACGAGACGUCUACUCGAAAUUGCGAGCCCUGUGAUACACGUCACGGGCAAUGAUCUGUCAACAUCUCAGUUGGACCUUGCACGUAAAAAUUUGGCAGACUUUGAGGAUCGUUUGACGCUCGUUGAGGGAGAUAUGCUGGCGUUGAAAUUUCCGGAUCAGACGUUCAACGCCGUGACGGGCUUUUACAGCAUCAUUCAUCUGCCUCGCGAAGAACAGACUCAGCUUUUACGUCGAAUUGCAGCCUGGCUAAAACCUGAUGGCCUACUGCUCGCCAAUUUCGCAGUGGAAGAGUCAAAAGUUGUUGUUCAAGAGAAGUGGCUGGGCGAAGACAAGGGCUGGAUGCAUUGGAGCUCUUGGGGAGAGCAGGGUAGUGCUAAGAUGAUUGAAGAUGCGGGGUUGAAGAUCAUUUUCACGGAGACGAAACAAGUUGGGGGGGAUGCGAAUUUUGUUUGGCUUCUCGCGAAGAAGACUGGAUUUUGAAGAUGCGAGACCAGCACAAUUAAAUACAACUAUACUACAGAAAGCUGAGAGUAUUCACACAAUUUGCACGAAAGUAUAAUCUCCUCUGGGCG
Messenger RNA from Boeremia exigua, 829 nucleotides. RefSeq names its product methyltransferase. The record is from RefSeq and is a predicted model, not a curated record. The transcript has a single exon. Bases 78 to 737 code for a protein of 219 amino acids. Lineage: Eukaryota; Fungi; Ascomycota; Dothideomycetes; Pleosporales; Didymellaceae.